GAAAAUCCCAAUCCCAAACAAGGACCAAUCAGAUGGUGCUAAUGUGUAUGUAUCCUAAUCCAUAUCAUCCUCUCAUUUCCAUUUAUAACCCCCUGCCCCCCUUCUCCAACUCAUUACCUUGCAAACAGCUUCUUCAUUCUCUCACAGGACAACAAAGAGAACACAACAGCAGCAACAAAAGAAGCCUCUCCACAGUAUCCAUGGCAACCUCUGCUAUCCAACAGUCAGCCUUUCUAGGCAGCCGGGCGGCUUCGAAGCGGCCUGCUAGAAAGAGCAGCGGCUUCCGCGUAGUGAUGCGGAGGACCGUAAGAAGUGUUCCUCAAAGCAUAUGGUACGGGCCGGACCGCCCAAAGUACUUGGGCCCAUUCUCCGAGCAAACCCCAUCCUACCUGAAGGGAGAAUUCCCCGGCGACUACGGCUGGGACACUGCUGGGCUCUCGGCCGACCCGGAGACGUUCGCCAAGAACCGCGAGCUCGAGGUGAUCCACUCCCGAUGGGCCAUGCUCGGCGCAUUGGGCUGCGUCUUCCCCGAACUCCUCGCGAAGAACGGCGUCAAGUUCGGCGAGUCCGUCUGGUUCAAGGCCGGGGCCCAAAUCUUCUCCGAGGGCGGGCUCGACUACCUGGGCAACCCAAACCUGAUCCACGCCCAGAGCAUCCUCGCCAUCUGGGCCUCCCAAGUGGUGCUCAUGGGCUUCGUCGAGGGGUACCGGAUUGGCGGAGGUCCACUUGGCGAAGGGCUCGAUAAGAUCUACCCGGGCGGGGCAUUCGACCCGCUCGGGCUGGCCGAUGAUCCGGAGGCUUUUGCGGAGCUGAAGGUGAAGGAGCUGAAGAACGGGCGGCUCGCGAUGUUUUCGAUGUUCGGGUUCUUUGUCCAGGCCAUUGUUACCGGAAAGGGCCCGAUUGAGAACCUCUACGACCACCUUGCUGAUCCGGUGGCCAACAAUGCUUGGGCUUACGCCACUAACUUCGUACCCGGAAAGUGAAAAAAGACUAUUUGUGACAUGGGCCUGGGCAACUUGAUAUCAUUACCAGCGGAAACUGCUUAAAAUAUUGGGAGACUAUUUGUGUACUUUUAUGUGUUGUGUACCUUUUCUGCUGUAUUAAUGCCUGCUAUCAUCCUCAACAUCACCAAUUUAUGGAAGAAAGUAUGGAAUUUUUGUGUACUUAA
This is a messenger RNA of Rhododendron vialii, 1168 nucleotides long. RefSeq names its product chlorophyll a-b binding protein 5, chloroplastic. Bases 33 to 983 code for a protein of 316 amino acids. Gene Ontology annotation, biological process: photosynthesis, light harvesting in photosystem I; response to light stimulus. Gene Ontology annotation, cellular component: chloroplast envelope; plastoglobule; chloroplast thylakoid membrane. The transcript is spliced from 2 exons. NCBI's taxonomy places the organism in Eukaryota, Viridiplantae, Streptophyta, Magnoliopsida, Ericales, Ericaceae. The record is from RefSeq and is a predicted model, not a curated record.